AUGUUUGAAAAAGGCUUGACAGCAACAACGGCGACAAGUGCAAUAUUUCCUUCAUCCAAAUCAAUGGCUUCCGCAGAAAAAUUAGCCCCACAAACGCCUUAUCAUUCUCAUAUAAUAAAUUAUAGGGACUAUGGAAGUAGUUUCAUAUUGCCAGUACUUAAAUCAGUGAACUAUGAUAAUACAACUGUUCCUACAAUAUUCCCAGAUGUGCCGGUCAAUGUUCGAGUUCAGCUAAAUAUAAUUCAUCUUUCGGGUUUCGACUCGCAACAAAUGGAUUAUACCGUUGAUGCGGAAAUGGAAAUGCGUUGGUUCGAUAUUCGCUUAGCGAAUAAUUAUUCAAGAUGGAUUAGGAUUUGGGAAAAAUCGAUUUUGGAGCAAAUUUGGAAGCCCGAUCCAUAUUUUGUCAAUUCAAAGCACUCUUACUUUCAUGAAGUGUCUUUCCCUAAUUUCAGAAUGUAUAUUAGUCCCGAAGGAUUAAUUAUUUACACAUUGAGAAUAACAUUACAACCGACUUGUCAAAUGAUUUUCUGUCGCUUUCCACAUGAUCGACAAGAAUGUGAUUUACUAAUUAGCUCCAUUUCAUUUCCACAAACAAGUAUUCGCUUCUCAUGGCACUCAUCUCCCGUCAGAUUUCUGAAUUUUAUCACUUUACCGGAGUUAAAAAUCCGAACGAUUGUUGCGGCGACUUGUCAAGUUGAGAAUCAGUUAGUAAAUUCGUCAUGCUUAAAACUUGGUUUCAAACUUGAAAGAGAUGGUGCAAGAUUUAUCGUUGAAAAAUAUAUUCCAAGUACAUUGGCUAUGAUGUUUGCUUGGAUUGCUCCUUAUGUUCCAUAUUAUUACGAAGAAGUUCGAAUUAUUACUCCAAUCACUGUACUGCUCGCUCUCGUACAAAUGGAAAAAGGAGAGCAAGAAAUAAGAACAAGUUAUUUGACAUCAAUUGAUACGUGGUUUGGUGCUAUGAAAGUGUUUAGUGCUCUUUCACUUAUCGAAUCGAUGUCAGUCAAACAAUCUUUAAAAGCAAAAACUGAAUUCGAAAGGGAAGUUCUUAUAGACGAGCAAAAACGUCUUACUCGUCUAUACCAUCGAUUAGAUACAUUUGCGAGAUUUGUUACACCAUUCGUUUUCCUUAUCUUUUUCCUAUAUUAUGUUAUUUAUGUUGCUCAAGCUACUGAAGAUACCUGUGUUCCUAACAUAGAAGCUAAUUAA
Molecule: messenger RNA, 1206 nt
Organism: Dracunculus medinensis (Guinea worm)
Lineage: Eukaryota; Metazoa; Nematoda; Chromadorea; Rhabditida; Dracunculidae
Source: the annotation of a GenBank genome assembly